AUCGAUAAAGCAACAACAAUCACACUGUACAACGAGAGAGACGCCAGCAGCACAAAAUCGCAAUAAAGCAAAAAGCAUUAAAUCACAUCUACGGCUGGGUCGACCAUGUUUAGUGCCGCGAAUCCGCGUCCGAGUGCCUGCUCCAGAACCUGCCAGGUGGCUAGCUGUUAAUGGCCCCGCCGCCCGGCCACUGCGCACUUCCCUUUGCCAGCGUUAAUUGCGCUGCUCGCAGUACCAGCAAAAGCUGAAAAACCCCAAAUCGCGAGAGGAUGAGAACGCCAGUGCGUGGAUAUAUGUUUGCGGAUUGCAGUAGUUCCAGGGAAAGUGCUAGUGGCGACAAUAACAAUCACAAUCCGGAGUGAAUAAUCGCGCAGAGACACGUAUAGUGCAGAGGCGUUAUCCUUGUUUCGUUUCUACUCGCUAUCCCGCUCUACCUCUCCCACCACUCGCUCCUUGCCACGGCCUUGGGCGUGAGUUGGUGUGUGUCAGUGUCGCGUGUGUGUGUGUGUGAGUGUCUGUGUCCGUGAGUUAAGAUUCGUAUCCUGAGCAAAAAUGCCGCCAUCCCUGAUAGCCGUGUCCGAGUUCGUGGAGGAGACGCGCUCCGAUUACAGCUCGCCCACCACCUCCACCUUUGCCUCCCGGAUGCCCGAUUGCCGCUACACCGUUGGCGUGCUAGAAGAGCGCUUGGAGUUCGAUCGGGAGGGUCUCACCAAGCUAAAAAAGGCGGUCAAGGCCAUACACAACUCUGGGAUAACCCAUGUGGACAAUGAGAUGUUCAUGGUACGUUCCCUGGAGCGGCUGGGCGGCAAGGUUAUCGAACAGGAUGAUCCGGACAUUGGCGCCGCCAUCCUCAAGUUCAGUGUGGUCACCAAGGAGCUGAGUGCCUUGAUGAAGACUCUGAUGCAGAACAUCAACAACAUUGUUAUGUUUCCGGUGGACUCCAUGCUGAAGAGCGAGCUGCGCGGCGUCAAGGGCGAUAUGAAGCGCCCAUUUGACAAAGCGGCCAAGGACUACGAGGCCAAGUUCAUCAAGAUCGAGAAGGAGAAGAAGGCCCAGGCCAAGGAGGCGGGCAUGGUGCGUACGGAGAUCGAUGCCGCAGUGGUGGCCGACGAGAUGGAAAAGGAGCGUCGUCUCUACCAGCUGCAGACCUGCGAGUAUCUGCUCAAGUACAAGGACAUCAAGACCAAGACGGGCAUCGAGCUGCUGCAGCACUUUAUCGAGUAUUAUCACGCGCUGAGCAACUAUUUCAAAGAUGGCCUACAGACAAUCGAACACUUUGGCACUUAUAUCGGUGAUCUGAGCGAGAAGCUGCACGAGAUCAAGCAGAAGCAGGAUGAGGAUCGACGCAGUUUGUUGGACCUGCGAUCCGUGCUGCGUAGCACUCCGGAUUUCGAGCGGGUCGAUAACGUACCGCCAUCGGAGAACCGGGGCGGAGGAGCGGGCUACUCCCUCCACCAGUUGCAGGGCGACAAGCACCACGGCGUCACCCGGCAAGGCCAUCUGCUCAAGAAGAGCGAGGGUAAGGUGCGCCGCGUGUGGCAAAAGCGACGCUGCCGGGUGACCAGCGACGGCUUUCUGGAUAUCUUCCAUGCGGACGAGACCAAGCCGCCGACACGCGUCAAUCUGCUAACCUGCCAGAUCAAACCGGUGCCGGAUGACAAGCGAGGCUUUGAUCUAAUUAGCUACAAUCGUCCGUAUCACUUUCAAGCAGAGGAUGAUGGCGACCAGAAGGCUUGGAUGGCAGUGCUGGUCAACUGCAAGGAGAAGGCCCUGACCAAGGCCUUCCAGCAUGCCAAUCCCCAGAUGAGCCCCAGCCUUGUGGAGCUGCAGAAGACGGUCAUCCGCUACGUACAGCUGUUGCCGGGCAACGAUCGCUGCUGCGACUGUGGAUCCCGCAAUGACGUCACGUGGAUCAGCUUGAACUUUGGCAUUCUCGUGUGCAUUCAGUGCUCGGGCGUGCAUCGCGACCUGGGCGUGCAUCACUCGCGCAUCCAGAGCCUCACGCUUGACAACCUGACUACGGCCAACCUGCUAAUCGCUCGGGCCAUGGGCAACAGCACGCUGAAUGACAUCAUGGAGGCGAAGCUAGGAAGAGGCAAGCUCCAGCACGAGAGCAGCAUGGAGGAACGGUACGACUUCAUCCGCGCCAAGUAUGUGGCCAAGCGCUAUGUGAUGCGGACCUGCUCCGAUGACAACGAUCUGCGCUGCGACCUGGAGCAGGCGGUGGUCAAUGCGGACAUGAGCCAGCUGCUGCAGGUGUGGGCCGAGGGAGCAGAUCUCACCUGCUGUUUGCCCAGCUCGGAUGCUGGAGAGACCGCCCUCCAUUUGGCCGUGCUGCGCGAGAUGGGCUCUACGCUGCAUAUUGUCGACUUUCUCAUCCAGAAUAUGCCGCUCAAGGGUCUCAACAAGGCCACCAAUCCGGCCGGCCUGCUGGAUGUGACAGGGAAGAAUACGGCGCUACACUUGUGCGCCCUUCACGAUCGCCGCGAGUGCAUGAAGCUGCUGCUACGCUCGGGGGCGGACUACGAGCUGAAGAACUCGCAGAACAAGACAGCGCUGGACAUUGCCAAAGAAAUGGGACACAAUGGUUGCAGGGAGCUUAUCGAGUGUGCCAUAAAGCGGGAGAAGAGCGCCUUCGACCACAUCAACACCGAUUGGAAUCUGCCCAACGAGGACGGUUCCACGGACUUUAGUGACGACGAAACUGUCAUCGAUGAGCGCAAAUCCCGUUCGCGUCCCCCCAGUUUUGCUGGCGGGGACUCGCCCGUUCUGCGCUCACGUUCCUCCACUUGCGACUCCAUACAGUCCAGUUCUAGUCCAAUCGCCAACUGUCCCAGCCGCCAGUUCACGCUGCCCUCUGGCCUGCCCAGCUACACACAGUCGGCUGGGACUUCGCCCAAGCAGCACAUCAGCGUGGGCCAGUACCUGGGCAGUGCCAGCAAUGUGGGCGGUGCCGGGAAUGGCGGAUCCAGUCCCAGUUCUGCCUCUAGCCAGAGCGUUCGGGCGGCGAGGAACAGCCUGAAUAUGCAGAGCGAGAUGAGCAGUGGGCAUGUGCCGGGCGGCGCCCGGAAAUCCACGUCCACGGCCAAUAUGAACUCUCUGAAGAAGCGUACGGCGCCGGCACCCCCGCCCGGCACAUUAGGCAGCGCCUCAUCCAGCUCCUUUUAUGGCACGUUGCCCCAUCCGCCACGACACUCGCAGAACUUCGAUGCCAGCGACAUUCGCGCCAUCAAUCACAAGAAUCAGUCGCUGGACGUGGCCUACGGCACCCUGCCGCAUCUGCGCAGUGUGGAAGGCAGUCCGAGAGGAGGCGGAGGAUACGGUUCGUAUGGGGUGUCACAGGACCCGGGUGGAUCGGGCAAUGGGAGCAGCAAUAGCCUCAUGCCCGUCAUGACCACCUUUGGCCAUAAGCGUUCGCCCAGCGGCGAGUCGCUCAACAGGAAUAUCCAUUUGGCUGGGGCAAAACUGGUCCUGCCGCCCACCGGGGAGCUGCCAACGCUAAAGCACGUGGACAAAUCGGCCUUGACGCGGCCAAAGAUUCCACCGCCAGGACCGCCAUCAGAACGUGAAAUUUCCAACGGCCAAUCGAACGAGAGCAUCAGCUCUAUGGACGAGGGUCCGGUGGCGCCUCCUCGCAAGCGCAAGCAACACAACGCACUGAGAUGCCAGUCCAGCGAGGAGACGUUAAUUAAUCAGUCUGCCAAUUUUACUGACUACGAGUCCUGGCAUACGGACAUGGACAGCUCUGGGGGCGGUCUGGAUCAUUCCGCCGAGUCGAAUGUGUCAUCGAGUGACAACGAUCGGCUUAAUUCAUCGCCAGACAAUCCCUCGAAGACGGGAGGCGGCGGUUCAGGACUAGGCGGGAAAUUCCAUUAUAAUGGCCAGCGACGAUGCCGAGCUCUGUACGACUGCGUCGCGGACAACGAUGACGAGCUGGAGUUCAAGGAGGGUGAGAUCCUGAUCGUGCUGAAUGAGCGCACGGACGACGACAACUGGAUGGAGGGCACUAUCGAGGGCCAGCCGUCGAGAAGGGGCAUGUUUCCCGUCAGCUUCGUCCACAUGCUGCCCGACUAAUCGGCGUUCUGCUGGCCAAGCGUGAUUGUAUAUAGAUAUAUAUAUAUAUAUAUUGAUGUGUGUGAGGUGUAUGCGUCUUUUUAAACUCUAAUGAUACAUAAGACAAGUUUUUUUAUUUAUUAUAUUUUAUCACAAAGCGUGCGACUAUUUAUAUUUGCUUUGCCCAAGACUAAAUAUGUAAACAUGUCUCAAGAGAGGAGUCAUCUUACUCACUCGUAUUUCAAUUCCCUGAUCUUGUUGUGUUAAGCUUUAAAACAUGUCCUGCAAAUGCUGUAAAAUCUAACCUUAUCUUAGCCCGAAACACGCUGUGCGCAAAAGUUACUCAUUGUCAAAGGGGAGUGGAGUUGAAAUGAUUUGUAUUGUAUGCUUAAACUACAUAUAUGCUGCCAUAUAUACCGAUACUAACGAAACUAUCCACUGGAGGAGGCCCGACUUGGCUUACACAUACUCGUACACAAGGAUUCUAAAUGUGUUGUUGAUGGGGGAGGAGGGAUUAUUGACGGGAAAGUUUAUAAAACAAACGUUAAGAGAGAAUAAGAAAUUAUCCAAAAGCUAAACUAACCUUAUAGCGAACCCAAUGCUUAUAUAUGUAUACCAAGAGAUUUGAGCGUAAUUUGGCGAAAAGGCAACCAUAUAAGCCCCCUUUGUACCUAGAAGUUGUUACCGAUUAAGAAGUACCCAAUAUAUAAAAGGAUAUUAAUAUAUUACAAAUUAUAGCGCUGUCAAAGAACAAACCAAGGUAUCAUCUACUAUAUAGAUUCUAGACUUGUUUUGACCACACACACAUACAUAUGAUCGUUUUUUAAAAAGAAACCUACCUACACUGUACAUAAUAAUUUUCGUAAGACACAAACCACAACUUUUUCUUUUCAAACACACACACACAUAUUUUGUACACACGUUUCAGUAUUUAUUUAGCAAAACCUUAAAACUUAUUGAUAUUAUAUUUAAGUCAAAAAUAAAAGGAAGAACAUAACGCUUAAUAAAUAUACACAUAUAUAAGGUUGUGUUUUUACCAAAAA
Molecule: messenger RNA, 5096 nt
Organism: Drosophila kikkawai
Lineage: Eukaryota; Metazoa; Arthropoda; Insecta; Diptera; Drosophilidae
Gene: Asap
Product: ArfGAP domain of ASAP
Biological process (GO): positive regulation of GTPase activity
Cellular component (GO): cytoplasm
Molecular function (GO): GTPase activator activity; protein binding
Source: RefSeq, a predicted model, not a curated record